Messenger RNA from Boleophthalmus pectinirostris (great blue-spotted mudskipper), 1048 nucleotides. Its product is annotated as inositol monophosphatase 1-like. The record is from RefSeq and is a predicted model, not a curated record. Gene Ontology annotation, biological process: phosphatidylinositol phosphate biosynthetic process; signal transduction; inositol metabolic process. Lineage: Eukaryota; Metazoa; Chordata; Actinopteri; Gobiiformes; Gobiidae. The transcript has 9 exons. Gene Ontology annotation, molecular function: inositol monophosphate 1-phosphatase activity. Bases 141 to 980 code for a protein of 279 amino acids.
UGUAGAAAUGCAUCAGGGAGGAGCCAGUACUUUUCCUAUUGCCUGGAGCCAGCUUUUAAAAGUGAAGGUUCCCAGACGCCCGCAAGUCUCCACCGGCACAGCUCAUCACUGCUCCCAGGUUCAAAGAAGAAGAAAAAGCAAUGGCUGACCCGUGGCUCGAAGCGUAUAACUUUGCUAUUGAAAUUGCAAAGAAAGCCGGGGCGGAAAUCCGCAGGGCUUCUGAAAGUGAAAUUAGAAUCUGCACGAAGAGCUCCACCGUGGACCUGGUCACUGCUACCGACGUGAGGGUGGAGAAAAUCAUCAUCGGGGCACUCAAGGAGAAAUUUGGAGAUGAUGUGCAUUGUUUUAUUGGUGAAGAAUCAGCUUCAAAAAAAGGAGCCUGCAUCCUAACCGAUGAGCCGACCUGGAUUAUAGACCCCGUGGACGGAACCACCAACUUUGUGCACGGAUUCCCAUUUGUGGCUGUGUCCAUUGCCUUUGCGGUCAAUAAAGAGUUGGAGUUUGGUGUGGUGUACAGCUGCUUUGAAGACAAACUGUACAAAGGCCGGAAAGGACAGGGGGCCUACUGUGAUGAAGAGUCCAUCCAAGUAUCAGACAACAAAGAAAUUACGAAGUCAGUCAUCAUUUCAGAAUUUGGGACAGACCGAACUCCAUCCAAAGUGCAAAAGAUCUGCAACACAAUGAAGCGAAUCAUUGAGAUACCAGUGCACGGAAUCCGGGGCACGGGAACAGCUGCCACUAACAUGUGCAUGGUGGCGCGUGGAGCAGUUGAGGCCUUCUUCGAGAUCGGGAUCCACUGUUGGGACGUAGCAGCCGGAGCGGUCAUCGUCCAAGAAGCAGGGGGCAUAGUCUGCGACGUAGAUGGUGGACCAUUUGACCUCAUGUCCAGAAGAAUGAUGUGUGCGAACCAUCCUGAUAUCGCAAAUCGGGUCAUAAAAGAAAUCGAAAUUUUCCCGUCAGACAGGGACGAUGCGGAGUAGAGGGCGGACCUCAAAGCGGAAUGUACUGUUUUCACUGUUACUGUAAUAAAAUCUCAUAACAAAGCCAA